UCCGGUUUAUCUCCACAUUUCUUUCUUUUUUGUCCCAUAAUUAUUGUACUCAUUGCGCCCCUAAACUGUCUCUCCCCCUCACGCACGCGGCCUCACCUUGGUGGCGCAUGGUAGUGGCCGCCGCCGCCGUGUUUCCACCUCCUCCUCGGCUGCCGCCUGUAACAACCCUAAUUAAAUAGUUUAAUUUAUUUCUAUCCCAUUGUUAAUUGUAUACAAUAAAAGUUCCAAGGUAGGUAUGAGAAUACCAUGGAAAUUAGCCUUCUUCUCUUACCUGACCGCCGUUUCUUUCUUUUCUCACCCAUGCAAAGCACAAGAUUAUGACGAUGAGAAGCCCACGACACCGCCUCCCGAGCAGCAACGCUGCAACGGGAUAUACGUGAGUUACAACUUCCUAGGCCGCGAAAAGAUAUAUCCAUUGGUGACGAACACGUCGGCUCAGGCGUGGGCGUUCAAGGCAACCCUGACGGUCUUGAACGCCGGCGCCUACGAGCUGAAAUCGUGGAAGGCUUUCGUGGGGUUCCAGUACAACGAGCUGUUGGUUUCCGUCGACGGGGCGGUUGUUGUGGCGGACGGAGACGGCAGUUUCCCUAUCCAGGUGGGCAAGAAUGGCACGGUGUUCUCCGGGUAUCCGGUGUCCGACUUGAAGACGGCAAUCGACACCGCCGGAGAUCUGCCGCAGAUGCAGUCGCAGGUGAAUAUAAAGGGUACGCAGUUUGGGUUGAGGGAGAAGGCGACGCCUUUGCCGAAGAACAUCAAGCUCUUAAAUGAAGGAUAUAAGUGCCCUUCUCCUAAACAUUAUUCAAACCAUAUGAGCAUGUGUUGCACGAGGGAUCCAAAGUACAAAAACAAGAAGCUGAAGACGAAGUUCUUGCCCCGACAGAAGGGGGACCUCAGCUUUACGUACGACGUUCUGUCGGCGUACGAGAACAAGUACCUGGCCCAAGUCACAAUUGAGAAUAACAACCCAUUGGGCCGCUUGGACCACUGGAACUUGACUUGGGAGUGGAUGCGGAACGAGUUCAUUAACACCAUGCGAGGCGCCUUCCCACACGUCAAGGACCCAUCCGAAUGCAUCUACGGCCCACAGGGCCAGUACUACAUGGACAUGGACUUCAGCACCGUACUCAACUGCCAGCCCAGGCCCGUCAUCUCCGACCUGCCCCCUUCCUUCGCCCAAGACGAAAAGCUCGGGAAGCUGCCCGAUUGCUGCCGGAACGGCACCUUGCUGCCCAAGACCAUGAACCAGACCAAGUCCAAAUCCGUCUUCCAGCUUGAGGUGUUCAAGAUGCCGCCCGAUUUGAACCGGACCGCCCUUAACCCGCCCCAAAACUGGAACAUCGUGGGCCAACUCAAUCCCACUUACAAAUGUGGGGCCCCCAUUCGGGUCGACCCGAGUGAGUUCCCCGACCCGAUGGGGACCGCCAUGACCACUACAGCCGUCGCGACCUGGCAGGUCUCGUGCAACAUCACGCGACCCAAGGCAAAGCACGCCAAGUGCUGCGUCUCAUUCUCAGCCUACUACACGGACUCCGUGGUCCCGUGCAACACUUGCGCGUGCGGGUGUUCGGAGGAGAAGACGAGGCGGUGCAAUCCUGAUGCACCGCCUCUGCCGCUCCCCGCUGAGGCUCUGCUCGUGCCCUUCGCGAACCGUACUCAGAAGGCGUUGGCCUGGGCCGACAUCAAGCACCACAAGGUUCCCAAGAAGCUCCCGUGCCCGGAUAACUGCGGAGUCAGCAUCAACUGGCACGUGGACUCGGAUUACCGAACGGGGUGGACCGCCCGGAUGACGCUGUUCAAUUGGGGGGACGAGCCGUUCGCGGACUGGUUCACGGCCGUGCAGCUCAGAAAGACCGGGCGGGGGUUCGAAAAUGUGUACUCCUUCAACGGGACGAGGUACCCCAGCCUGAACAACACCAUCUUCAUGCAGGGGCUGCCGGGGCUGAAUUACCUGGUGGGAGAAGUGAACGGAACUCACCCGGCGACGGACCCGAGGGUGCCCGGAAAACAACAGACGGUGAUCUCGUUCUUGAAGAAGGGCCUCAAAAACAUCAACAUUAAGAAAGGAGACGGGUUCCCCAGCAAGGUCAUCUUCAACGGUGAAGAGUGUGCCCUGCCCACCCACAUUCCCAAGAGAUCCAGUGCGGCGGCCCGGCCCGGCAUCUUCACACCCCUUUUUCUCGCUUUCUUGACUUCAUUAUUUGUUGCUCUUGUUUGCUGACCGGUUACACUCAU
Cuscuta epithymum is the source of this 2232-nucleotide messenger RNA. The record is from the annotation of a GenBank genome assembly. Lineage: Eukaryota; Viridiplantae; Streptophyta; Magnoliopsida; Solanales; Convolvulaceae.